Spodoptera littoralis (African cotton leafworm) is the source of this 1950-nucleotide messenger RNA. The record is from the annotation of a GenBank genome assembly. Lineage: Eukaryota; Metazoa; Arthropoda; Insecta; Lepidoptera; Noctuidae.
AUGAUAGCUAACAACAGAACAGAUAGAUCCAGGUCGCCUCACAGGACCGACAAUGUUGGUCGCAGACGCGAUAAUAAAACUCAAGAUUCUACUAAAUCAAUGGAUAACAUGCCCAAUGUCAUGAAUCCUAUGAUGAUGACCAAUAUGUUUCCACAAGCUAACAUGAUGAUGGCCAGCGGAAUGUACCCCAACAUGAUGCUGCCUGGGCCAAUUAUGGGUGGAGGCAUGAUGCCUGGCCCAGGAAUGGAAAUUAUGCAAGGUCCUGGUAUGGAUAUGGGCCCACCACCACCUAUGGACAUGUCAGGAAUAGGAGGUCCACCUAUGGCAUCCGCACCUGCUCCGCCUAUGGAAAUGGGAAUGAUGGGUGGAAUGAUGAUGGAUCCUAGCAUGAUGGGAAUGUUUUCUAAUAUGAGUGGAGAUGUACCUUCUAUGCAGGAAAAGAAAGAAUUAGUUUUUAAGCAUGCCAGGCUUUCUCCUCCUGACUCAGGCACUCCUCAACCUCCCCGUCGAGGUAAACCUCCUGGUUGCCGAACUAUAUUUGUAGGUGGCUUACCAGAUAAAAUUAGAGAAAACAUUGUGAGAGAAAUUUUUGAAACUUAUGGAAGGAUUCAUACUUUGAGAUUGUCAAAGAAAAAUUUUUGUCACAUUCGUUUUGAUAGAGAGGAAUGUGUAGAUCAGGCAAUGAUGAUAUCCGGGUAUCAUAUUAAAUUGAUAAAUAUUAGUGACAAUGAUGAUAUGAAUGAAGAUGAUGAUGAUGAUGAAAGUUCAAAUGCUACAUCUGGUUGGUUACAUGUCGACUAUGCAUUGAGCCGUGAUGAUCAGAAUGAUUUUGAGCGGCGACAGAGACAAGCUUUACGAGCACAGCAAGUACAGAUGCAACAGAUGAAUGUUCAGCAAGAAAUUGUUCACCGCAACAUAAACCCAUUUGUGGAUCUAAGGAGAAGAUCACCAUCACCACCAAGUAGAGUACAACCUUAUACUAAUGCUUCUAUGGUGCAGCUAGCAGAAAAACUAAAAAAUGAGGAGCAAUUUGCAAUGACUUUACCAACAUUACUUGCAUGGUUGGAACGAGGAGAAUGCUCCAAGAAAAAUGCCAAUCAGUUUUAUACAAUGAUUCAAGCAACAAAUACACAUAUACGCAGAUUAUUUAAUGAGAAAAUGCAGGCUGAAGAAGAACUACAGAAUUGCAAGGAUCGUGUCAAGAACCAUAUAGCAAGUGUGAUUGAACAACUCGAACAGGUGGCGAAAGUGUUUGCCGCAGCGUCUCAUCAACGUGUAUGGGAUCACUUCACAAAACCGCAGAGAAAGAACAUUGAGACGUGGCAGAAAAUGACACAGGAGUUUAGUUCACUGAAAGAAGAAUUUCUUGAAAAGUUUGGGGACGAUCGCGAUGGUGAUUACAAUGGCUUGAGUCGAGCCUCAGAAAGUGAAGAAUUGCAACAAUUGAAACGUGAAAAUGAGAGCCUACAAUUUCAAUUGGAAGCAUAUAAAAAUGAAAUUGAAGUCGUAAAGUCCGAUACUAUGAAGGAGAUGGAGAAAUUCAAGGCGCAGUUUAUUGCACGACAAGCCUUACAAUGUGCCCUGGACAAAAAUCCGCCUCUGCCAUCGCCGAUUGUAAAACCACCCCCGCCGCCACCUCCGCCGUUGCCUGAGGAUGUGCACUCAUCAGGGCAUUCCAAGGAGACUGUAGAGGCAGGCUGCGGAGAAGCCAAGCUAAUUGGCGUUAUGUCGGCUUUCUUACAGGUACACCCACAAGGGGCUAGCUUGGACUACGUAGUAUCGUAUGUCCGCGCCCUCUUCCCACAGGUCUCUCAAGCUACAAUACAUCAUGUGCUGCAAAAACACACGGAUGUCUUCGAACGUACUACAAGCGGAGUCGGCGCUAACAUUGAAAAUAAAUGGUACUUCAUUGCAUUCAACAAAAUCAUCAAUAAUGACAAGAAAACUUAA